GGAUAAGACAGCAUAUUUGAGGGACAGAGGGAGAGAUUGAGUGGCGUGGGCUUCUAAUCACUACGUCAUUCUGAGUGGCCCUCCCUUCUCACCAUACCAUACCACUUCAACUACCUCUUCUACUUGGUUGGGACUCAGAGAGAGAGAGAGAGAGAGAGAGCAACAUAGCUAAACUCCAACUAAUAUUUCUGCUUACUAUUGUAGAAAGUGAAAGAACGCACGAACUCUCUCUCUCACUCACACCCUUAAUCUCCAUUUCUUCAUACUACAAUUUCUUUCACAUGCUUCCUUGCCCUGCGUGUUGGCUCAUUUUGUGUGGUGGGGUUUUGAUUUUUAGGCACGUGAAAGAGGAGGAAGAGUUGUACUAGUUCUGUAAACUGUUUUGAAUAUGAAGGGUCUGAUUCAUGGUCAUGCGUGUUCCUCUUCUCCUUAUUCUUCAUCUUCGUCCACAUUUCUUCGUCCUCCAUGCCUCACCUCUACCUCUAGCAAUUGCAAAUUCCCACUGCAGUUGCCACAGGCAAUGUGUUCCUCCCAAAGAAUAUAUCGUUGCUCGGGGGUUCAUAUGGAGGCUUGUCAUAAUUCUUAUCUUUCAAAAAAUCACAUAGUUGCAAGAUUUUCUUGGGGAUCGUCUGAAAUACAAUCUUUGUUUUCUAAGCAAUCUCUGAACAAGCAUUUACUGCCAUUGGGGGCACUAGUGACCUCACAAACUCAACUUGAUGUCUCCAAUGUGCCUAUUGUUGACGAAGAUAAGAUAGGAGUCUUGUUGCUCAACCUUGGAGGUCCAGAGACUCUUGAUGAUGUGCAGCCUUUCUUGUUUAACCUUUUUGCUGACCCGGAUAUUAUACGAUUACCACGGUUGUUUCGUUUUCUUCAAAAGCCCUUGGCACAAUUUAUAUCCGUUCUCAGGGCUCCCAAGAGCAAAGAAGGCUAUGCAUCAAUUGGCGGUGGCUCUCCUCUUCGACAGAUAACUGAUGCACAGGCUGAAGAGCUGAUGAAGUUCCUUUGGGAAAAGAAUGUCCCGGCUAAGGUGUAUGUUGGUAUGCGUUACUGGCAUCCAUUCACCGAAGAAGCAAUUGAACAGAUAAAAAGAGAUAGAAUUACAAAGCUUGUUGUCCUUCCGCUUUAUCCACAAUUUUCAAUAUCCACAAGCGGUUCAAGCCUUCGACUAUUGGAGAGUAUAUUCAGGGAGGAUGAAUAUUUAGUCAACAUGCAGCACACAGUAAUACCUUCCUGGUACCAGCGCGAAGGGUACAUAAAGGCCAUGGCAAAAUUGAUUGAAAAUGAGUUAAAGAAAUUUGGUUCUCCUGAAGAGGUUAUGAUAUUCUUUAGUGCGCAUGGGGUGCCACUUGCAUAUGUGGAAGAGGCUGGUGAUCCAUACAAGGCAGAGAUGGAGGAAUGUGUGGAUUUGAUAAUGGAAGAAUUAGAAAAGAGAAAGAUAACUAAUAGUUACACUCUUGCUUAUCAGAGUAGAGUUGGACCUGUGGAAUGGUUGAAACCCUAUACAGAUGAGACAAUAAUUGAGCUUGGGCAAAAAGGAGUGAAAAGUUUGUUGGCUGUCCCAAUUAGCUUUGUCAGUGAGCACAUUGAAACUCUUGAAGAAAUUGAUGUCGAGUAUAAAGAAUUAGCUCUAAAGUCUGGUAUAGAAAAAUGGGGGCGGGUUCCUGCCCUAGGAUGCGAACCAACCUUCAUUUCAGAUUUGGCAGAUGCUGUGAUUGAGAGUCUCCCUUAUGUUGGAGCUAUGGCGGUCUCAAACCUUGAAGCUCGGCAGUCUUUGGUUCCCCUAGGCAGUGUUGAAGAAUUAUUGGCAGCGUAUGAUUCACAACGCAGGGAGUUACCACCACCUGUUACAAUGUGGGAAUGGGGUUGGACGAAAAGUGCAGAAACUUGGAAUGGAAGGGCAGCUAUGCUGGCAGUGCUUGUUCUGUUGGUCCUGGAAGUCACCACUGGAGAGGGUUUUCUACACCAAUGGGGCAUAUUGCCUUUGUUUCGGUGAAUAUCUUUGCCUCUCUAUCUAUCUUAACCCUCGAGAAAUUAGUGAAGCUACAUGUAAGUUUUGUUUAUGCAUACUCUUAGCGUCUUAAAUACAUGUAUUGAGGCAUUAUUAUGCAUGUCACACAAGAUCAAAUUCGGGUAAGUCUAGUCACAACACUGAUGUGGGUGAAAAGUAAAAAAUAUGUAUAAUAGUGGUUUUUAUUUUUAUACCUGAAUUUAUGUUGUAAAGUUUUGUAUUUUGUAUUUUGUAUUUUGUUUGUUGGUUUCCAUUGUUUGGAACUGGCCAUAUAAUUGUUCGUUGACUAACAUUUUGUAAUUUGAAAUUAGUUAACAAUAUUCUUUGCAA
Quercus lobata is the source of this 2338-nucleotide messenger RNA. RefSeq names its product ferrochelatase 2 (gene FC2). The record is from RefSeq and is a predicted model, not a curated record. Gene Ontology annotation, cellular component: mitochondrion. NCBI's taxonomy places the organism in Eukaryota, Viridiplantae, Streptophyta, Magnoliopsida, Fagales, Fagaceae. The transcript is spliced from 11 exons. Bases 389 to 1993 code for a protein of 534 amino acids. Gene Ontology annotation, molecular function: protoporphyrin ferrochelatase activity. Gene Ontology annotation, biological process: heme biosynthetic process.